AAAUAGAGGUAGUAAUUCGCCUAUGCUACCAAUCGUCUAAAACAUGCUCAUUCACUCUCCGCCACAAACAGAUUUAGGAGUCGAAUGGCCAAUGAAAAACUUGUCCUCCCAUUUUCCCCUCCAAAAUUCACAAAUAAUCUCAAAUCCAAAACAAGAACUACACCAUCAUGUUAACGAUGAUGAAGCAAGAUGUGAUUGGGAAUUCACUCUCUCCGCCGUCAUUUCCUCCCCCGCCGGCAAUUCCGACGCCAUCGGGGUCGCAGAAUUCGACGACGGCGGCGCCUUCCUCGCCACCGGCGGCAUAGCGAGGAAGAUCCGAAUCUACGCGACGGAGACGUCGCUGAGAUCGGGCGCAUGCGACUUCUACAUCUGCGCCUCGGCCAAGCUCAGCAGCCUCAAAUGGCGCCCCGGGUCGGGCUCCCGGGUCAUCGGGUCGGGCGACUACGACGGCGUCGUGAUGGAGUACGACCUCGAGCGCCGCGUGCCCGUCUCCGAGCGCGACGAGCACGGCGGGCGCCGCGUCUGGGCCAUCGACUACUCCCGCUGGGGGCCCACCCUCGGCGCCUCCGCCUCGGACGACGGCACCGUCCAGCUGUGGGACCCCCGCAGCUGCGACCGGUCCGUCGCCGCGGUCCGGCCCGACCGGUCCGCCCGCAGCCCGGUCUGCUGCGUGGAGUUCAGCCCCUUCGGCGGGCCCCUCGUGGUGGCCGGGUGCGCGGACCGGCGCGUCUACGGGUACGACGUGCGGAGGGCGGCCGAGCCGGUGUUCGUGAUGGAGCGGCACGAGAAGGCCGUGACGUAUACCAAGUUUAUGGAUGCGCGGACGAUAGUGUCGUCGUCGGUGGACGGGAGCUUGGUGAUGUGGGAUGCGGAGGAUGGGCGUGUGAUUAGGACGUAUCGAGGGCAUGUCAACACGAAGAGAUUUGUAGGGCUGUCCGUUUGGAGAAACGGGGGAUUGCUGAGCUGCGGCUCCGAGAAUAACCGGGUUUAUGUGUAUGAUAGGAGAUGGGCCGGCCCGGUUUGGGUCAGAGGGCUGGAAACCGGUCCGAGGACCGGGUGUGAACCGGGUUUUGUAAGCAGCGUGUGCUGGCGCCAGACCGGAGAGGAGCGGUGCAUGCUGGUGGUUGGUGCUUCCGAUGGGAUGUUGCAACUAUUUGAGGGUGAAAGAAAAAGUGGGGAUGAUUCAUAAUUUGAUAUGAUACGUACUGUGCUAUAGGAUUAUUGGUAGUAUAAUUUUUCUUAUGUAUUUAGAAAGAGUUUUACACUUUGACAAGAAUUUAUACUUACGUUUUCAUCCUUAUUUGAUUUAAUUCACUAUUCAGAGUGUCCUACUAUUACUUAUUUUUAUUUCAUCAUUUUUAAUUA
Salvia hispanica is the source of this 1365-nucleotide messenger RNA. Its product is annotated as WD repeat-containing protein RUP2. The record is from RefSeq and is a predicted model, not a curated record. Gene Ontology annotation, molecular function: protein binding. Gene Ontology annotation, biological process: response to UV-B. NCBI's taxonomy places the organism in Eukaryota, Viridiplantae, Streptophyta, Magnoliopsida, Lamiales, Lamiaceae.